AUGGUAUUUAAUCAGUUUCAAUCUCUCCUCUUCGCUCUUUCGCCAUGUACACGGUACACCUACGUUGAACUGUGUUGCAUAGUCUUCAGCAAACACAGAAACUGUUGCAAAGGCUCUCUCUUCUUUCUAAUCAAUCCCCUUUGUUGGCCACGUUUAAUAUUCAUUCCUCCGGAUCAAUGAACAAUGGGGUACAUUAUCUUUUGUUUUCCACUUUCCAAGUUCGCCUCCAAAACUUACGACCUCCAUCAACUUGUCAACUUCACCAUUUAGAGGAAAGAGCUCCUAAGGAAUCCUGAUCAGCCACGCCUUGCCAGCGUUUCUCCCAUAUAUAUCGACAACGUCCACCCACCGGCUCAUCUCACUUCAUCUGUGCUAAUUCACCACCAUGGUGUUAAUUCGCUCUUUACCCAUUUACCUCACUCUUUUACUGCUGGAAUACGCAUUACUUGUUCGCAGCGUAUACUCUAGCAAUGCCUUCUCCAGAGUCGUACAACACACCCACCAGAUAGCGGCUAGACAUACGAGAAACAUUGCUCGAGAUUUACGCUUAGCCUUUGGCGCAGUUUUGGUGUCGGACCCAUCUCAACAACCUCUAGACGACGGCAGAGCAGUAUAUUGCAAAUCUAGUGCCGCAGCUGGAAAUGGAGGACAAGGCAAUAACAGUUCCAGUCCAACUGGAACGAAUUCGCAAGGGACAGGCACAUCAACAAAUAGCGCUGCUGCAGGAAGCCCCACCACUUCUGCAGUUUCUACGCCUUGGAAAUUAAUAGAAGCACAUAACGGAUCCGAUUUCUUCCAAGGCUGGUCCUUUUUUACUGGAAGUGAUCCCACACAUGGCGUCGUGGAUUACUUGGAUAAAAACGAUGCUACCAGUGCAGGUUUAGCAUAUGUCAACUCUGCAGGAAAUGCUGUGAUGUCAGUGGACACUACCAACAAUCUGACUAGCAACCGAAAGAGUGUACGAAUUACGACAAGCUCGCAAUAUGACCAGGGAAUCUGGAUACUGGAUGCCCUCCAUAUGCCAACUGGAUGUGGAACUUGGCCAGCUUUUUGGACAAACGGCCCCAACUGGCCAGCUGGUGGUGAAAUAGAUAUAGUCGAGGGUGUAAACACAUACACCAACAAUCAAGCCACUAUACACACCAACCCAGGCUGCACGAUUUCAUCGUCGAAUUCCACCGUCCUUGGUAUUACAGGUACUAUUGUUGGUGGUACUAACUGUGCUGCUGCAGAAACAAACAAUCAGGGAUGCGGUGUUCGUUCGUCGUCAGAUGUAUCUUUCGGUGCUGCGUUCAAUAAAAAUGGUGGAGGGGUGUAUGCCAGCAAGUUAGACGACACAGGUGUCAGCAUACACUUCUGGCCUGCAGGCCAGGUACCAAGCGAUGUCCUUGCUGGGACACCAAAUCCUUCCCUCGCUACCUGGGGAACUCCUUUUGCCCAGUGGUCCUCAAGUGGUUGUAACCCGAAUACAUUCUUUCAUGACCAUUCAGCUAUCUUUGAUACUACUUUCUGCGGUGACUGGGCCGGCUCGGUGUGGACUGAUUCUGGAAUUCCCGGUCAGGAACAAAGUUGUGCUCAAAGUACGGGUUAUCCAACCUGUGAGGCCUUCGUCAUGGCCGAAGGAUCUGCUUUCACUGAGGCUUAUUGGGAAGUCAAGAGUGUGAAGAUCUACCAAUAUCAAUCGUGAAAUGGUUGCAUAGAUAUUUGGAUUCUUUGUAAUUUUACAUGAUAGUGUAAUAUUUGCAUGGCACUGUAAUAUUGAGAACGAGAGGUUCAUAGACUCGAACCAGUAGCUUCGGAUGUUGACACUUUGGAAACUGGCACUCAAAGGUGUCAGUGAUUCUGCAUAUCACUUCUCAGCAGCAGACUGGUUCGAGUCUA
Molecule: messenger RNA, 1881 nt
Organism: Lentinula edodes (shiitake mushroom)
Lineage: Eukaryota; Fungi; Basidiomycota; Agaricomycetes; Agaricales; Omphalotaceae
Product: concanavalin A-like lectin/glucanase domain-containing protein
Exons: 11
Coding region: 386-1687 (433 amino acids)
Biological process (GO): glucan catabolic process
Molecular function (GO): hydrolase activity, hydrolyzing O-glycosyl compounds
Source: RefSeq, a predicted model, not a curated record